ACAUCGACAUCCGGGAGUCUGAUUGCCUGUGGCUGUUUUGUUUUCUUGCAGAACUGGAGUAAACCGAGGCUACCAAACGCGCCGCGACUCCCAACUCCGGACUUGGACUGACCUGAAAAGAUGUCUGGAUUUCUAGAAGGCUCGAGGUGCUCUGAGUGCAUGGACUGGGGGGAGAAGCGGAACACGAUCGCCUCCAUCGCUGCUGGCGUUCUAUUUUUCACGGGAUGGUGGAUCAUCAUAGACGCGGCUGUCAUGUACCCCAGGAUGGAUCAAUUCAACCAUUCAUACCAUACCUGUGGCGUCAUAGCAACCAUAGCCUUCCUCAUCAUUCAAAUCACCCGAGAGAUUUGCUAGAACUAGGCUCUGGAUCUCCACGCUGGACAUUCAGCUCCGUAGGUUUAAGGAUUAACGCAGUAUCGAACGGGCAAGUGCGAGGCGACAGCUACAGCGAAGGCUGUCUGGGCCAGACAGGAGCUCGCAUCUGGCUCUUCAUCGGCUUCAUGUUGGCUUUCGGAUCCCUGAUUGCCUCCAUGUGGAUUCUCUUUGGAGGUUAUGUCGCUAAGGAAAAGGACGUAGUGUAUCCUGGGAUUGCUGUAUUUUUCCAGAAUGCCUUCAUCUUUUUUGGAGGGCUGGUUUUCAAGUUUGGCCGUACGGAGGACUUGUGGCAGUGAAGACGUCGCUUCUGCAACACAGCCGCCGUGCAUGGGCUUCUUUUUGCACCCUGCUCACCCACCCAGUCUUUUGUAAUACUGUUUUCUAAACUUAUUUCUGAGUAUAAUCUCAGCUUGAAAUUGUAUAAUGCUAGAAUCAUGAGAGCUCCUAUGUGUACUGCAGCAGCCCAGUGUGGCGUGAGCCCCAUCAGCUUUUACCACAGGAAAGGAAACCGCUGACGUGAGUCGCUUCUGCCAGCUUCUAUCAUGGUCUAAAGAGUUGGUGAUGCAGGCCAGGCGUGGUGGCACAUACCUUUAAUCCCAGCACUCGGGAGGCGGAGGCAGGCGGAUUUCUGAGUUCGAGGCCAGCCUGGUCUACAAAGUGAGUUCCAGGACAGCCAGGGCUGCAGAGAAACCCUGUCUCGAAAAACCAAAAAAAAAAAAACAAAAAAACAAAAGAGUUGUUGAUGGAGAAAUGGUGGAGUCUUUGGGGUGAGGAUUCGCUCUGGGGUCCAAAGUGUUUAUUAACGCGGCCUCUUCUAUGUCCGGUGUUGAAUAAUGUGUAAACAUUUUCUUGUUAUUAAAAACUAUUUAGUGGUCAGA
Messenger RNA from Mus musculus (house mouse), 1253 nucleotides. RefSeq names its product transmembrane protein 50A (gene Tmem50a). The transcript has 8 exons. Gene Ontology annotation, cellular component: membrane; cytosol; cytoplasm. The record is from RefSeq and is marked validated. The coding region runs from base 225 to 671 and encodes 148 amino acids. NCBI's taxonomy places the organism in Eukaryota, Metazoa, Chordata, Mammalia, Rodentia, Muridae.